UUGAGCGCUCCGCUCGCUUUCGCUGUGAUUUUAUACCGAAGUCAUACUUCACAUUCCAGCUUUACUGUCAAAUCGGGAGAAAUAUUUCUUCAAAAACAUCAACGCUGUUUGCCUUUGUAAAUGGGCUAAUGAGAUAGUGCUUCCAAUCCCUUUUUUUGCACGUAGCAGAGCAGAGGUUUGCUUUUAAGUAGUCCUGGGUGUGAGGGCUCACGUAGGGGCCCAGGUGGAGCCGCCACCAUUGCAGCCAACGAGUGGAGCACCAGCGAUAGCCCGGAGGAGGGGCAGGAGGAUGGAGUGGACGGGAUGGACAAGGCCGGAAUUGACGGGGAUGCGGAGGGGGUCUGGAGCCCGGAUAUCGAACAGAGCUUCCACGAGGCUCUAGCCAUCUAUCCACCCUGCGGCCGGAGAAAGAUCAUCCUCUCAGAUGAAGGGAAGAUGUACGGUCGCAAUGAGUUGAUAGCAAGAUACAUAAAACUGCGAACAGGGAAAACUCGCACAAGGAAACAGGUGUCUAGCCAUCUGCAGGUUCUUGCGCGGAGAAAGUCCCGCGAGAUUCAGUCUAAGCUGAAGGCCAUGAACUUGGAUCAGGCCUCCAAAGACAAAGCCCUUCAAAAUAUAGCUGCUCUGUCCUCUGCUCAGAUUGUUUCCCCUCAUUUGAUGAAGAGUCAGUUACCUCCUCUUCCUCAGCACCCUUACCCUCCUCCAUCCAGGUUUUGGUCUGGCUCUAUCCCAGGACAGCCUGGACCUUCUCAGGACAUUAAACCCUUUGCACAGAGUCCAUACUCCACCCUACAACCCCCACUUCCUACGCCCUUAUCAAGUUAUGAGCCCUUACCCACCCCAUUCCCCCCCACUGCCACUGCAGUGCCUGUUUGGCAGGAUCGGACCAUUGCCUCUGCUAAACUCCGCAUGCUGGAGUACUCUGCCUUCAUGGAGGUCCAGAGGGACCCUGAUACUUACAGCAAGCAUCUGUUUGUUCACAUUGGCCAGACAAACCCCUCAUACACGGACCCUCUCCUGGAGGCAGUGGAUAUUCGUCAGAUCUAUGACAAGUUUCCGGAGAAGAAGGGUGGACUAAAGGAACUUUUUGAGAAAGGCUCUCAGAACGCCUUCUUCCUGGUCAAGUUCUGGGCUGAUCUGAACAAUAGCAACGUUCAGGAUGGUGCAGGCUCUUUCUAUGGGGUCAGCAGUCAGUACAGCAGUUCUGAAAACAUGACGAUCACCGUGUCCACUAAAGUCUGCUCUUUCGGGAAGCAGGUGGUAGAGAAAGUUGAGACAGAGUAUGCCCGCGUGGAGGGUGGGAGGUAUGUUUACCGGAUCCAUCGCUCCCCCAUGUGCGAAUACAUGAUCAACUUCAUCCACAAACUCAAGCACCUACCAGAGAAAUAUAUGAUGAACAGUGUCCUGGAGAACUUCACUAUACUACAGGUUGUAACAAACAGAGACACACAAGAGACUUUGCUAUGCAUUGCAUUCGUGUUCGAGGUGUCCACAAGUGACCAUGGCGCGCAGUAUCAUGUUUACAGACUCGUCAAGGACUGAUUGAUCACUGUGCUCAGGAGACCUCCAGAUGCUGUUCACAUGUGUACAAACAAAAUUAGACAAAGCUAAAGUUCAAAAACACAAACCAGGAAACUGUGCACUAGGUUGUAUUGAAUAUUUAGUUAUAUUCCUUAAAAGGAAAGGAAAUGUACUUUCAGGGAUAAUUAUAUUUCUUCCUUUGUACUUAUUGUUUUGUGAGAGUCUGUGGUGGGAUAACAUGGUACUUAGACGCUGAAGGCACAAAGGUCUUUUUUAAAAGUGAUUGUAAGCAAAUAGAAAAUGAAUGCUAAUCAAUACAAGUUCUCUAAUCAGGAACGUUGUGACAUGAAACGCUUGUUCUGAAUCGUUCGCUUGACACACCAGCGCACUACCUCUGACCUUUGACACACAGGGGGUUUAGAUUGUGCCCAGAAGGAUGAGCAAGACUUGAUUGUGAUUAAAAAAACAUGUUACGUGUAGGAAAGGAAUCUUGAAUGUUUGUUAUGAGGGUAAAUGUAAGUUACAAGAGUGCAACAUCAGUUUGGUUUAGAUGUUACACACUUGCUCUGUGUAUGGCUUGAUUUUCUAUUUUUUAAAGUGCAUAUGUGUGAGCUAUUUCUACCUCCUGGUGUUGCACGUAUUUACAUGCUUCUGGAGCAUCUUGAAAGCAGAGUAUACAACUGUCAUUUAAAACCAUUUGCCAAUGCCAUAGUGGUUAUUGUAAAUAAACGGUACAUAUGCUGGUUUUACUUGAUUACCUGCCCUCAUUUGAAGUGCCUUAUCACACUUGGGGCCUACCCAUACUGGCAAGUAGGCAGCAUAAUUCUGUAGAUGAGGAAACAUUUUUCGAGGGCAACUCUGAUGUGGUGUAGCCUCACAUCAGAGUUAGCCUUUAAAAAUGUUACCUGUACAUAUAGGACAAAACAUAUCUCAGCAGGUAAGACUUGGGUUUAAAUUCACAGUAUUUUAGAGUUUUAUCUAAGAACAUAUUAAUUAUAUAAUCGCCAAGCAAUUUCACUUAACUUAGCUUUGUUACAAAUGAAACGUGGGUGCUUAUUUAAAACGGGGUGAGUAUUUUUCCUAACAUUUAAUAGCAAGAAAAGACUGUGCCUGAUCUAUUGUGUUUCAGUCUGAUUGAUUUGAGUGGCUAGCCAUAUAUCAACAGAGAAUUUGAAAAUUUUAAUUUUUAAAGAUAUCCUUUAAUUCCAUAUCAAAAUGUGCAAAGAUCUGAACUAUUCAGAUCCACUGGUUCUCAGGUACUUUCAGUAAUAUAAAACACUCUGUUUAGAUUGAUAGUACAUAACUACUCAUUAUUUGUUAUGCUUCAGCUAAAAGCGCCCACCUUAAUAGGAGUUUAUAUCUUUUUAUUUGUUUUGUUUUGCCACUGGCACAUUCAGAGGUUAAUACAUACGGUUUUUAAAGAUCAGCGCCUUGGCAGUGUAUUAAACAUAAUUACUGAGUGACAUUCAAUCAUCUGUUUGUAUCAUAUGUAUCAGUACAUUUAUAUGCAUUUGUGCAUUGCAUUAUGAAAACCACAUUUGCUAUUGCAAAAAGGCUAACUGAUGCCUAAAGAUUUGUGGGAUAUUUUUCUUUUGGAACUCCAGAUGCAACCGUGAAUAUAUGUGGAAUAGAUGACUUUUUUGAAAGGACUAGUCCCUAAUACUAAAGAGCGUCUUUAAGGUCUUUAUACAGAAUGACAUCCAAUUGAAUGUGAACAGCAUCCACCACAAAACCCUAUCUUGCCUGAUUGUGUGGUUCAGGUCAUGUUUGACAUCUACAAGCAAAAUCAUCCCUCUGCGUGAGUGUGUGUGUGUGUAAUUGGGUGUGUAUAUCUGUGUAUUUGUGAGAGAGAAAAACAUGAUUUUGACAUGCUACAAAACAUUUUGUGUAUAUUUUAAGAAUGUUAACAGGAAAAGUUUUUAUCUCUUUUCUUUUUCCAUCUUUAUUAUUUGCUUUGUUUGUUUGUUAAAAAAUCGUUCUUUGCUCUGGUUAUUAAUAAAAAAGGGUUGUAACAUCUAUACAGUGUUUCAUUGAUCUGCUAAUAAAGUGAUAUUGGAGCCAUGGAA
Molecule: messenger RNA, 3587 nt
Organism: Xyrauchen texanus (razorback sucker)
Lineage: Eukaryota; Metazoa; Chordata; Actinopteri; Cypriniformes; Catostomidae
Product: transcriptional enhancer factor TEF-5-like
Exons: 13
Coding region: 304-1542 (412 amino acids)
Biological process (GO): hippo signaling; positive regulation of transcription by RNA polymerase II; embryonic organ development
Cellular component (GO): transcription regulator complex
Molecular function (GO): RNA polymerase II cis-regulatory region sequence-specific DNA binding; DNA-binding transcription factor activity, RNA polymerase II-specific
Source: RefSeq, a predicted model, not a curated record